Dermacentor albipictus is the source of this 3940-nucleotide messenger RNA. Its product is annotated as cytochrome P450 4c3-like. The record is from RefSeq and is a predicted model, not a curated record. Gene Ontology annotation, molecular function: iron ion binding; heme binding; oxidoreductase activity, acting on paired donors, with incorporation or reduction of molecular oxygen. NCBI's taxonomy places the organism in Eukaryota, Metazoa, Arthropoda, Arachnida, Ixodida, Ixodidae.
ACCCGUGCAGCUUUUUUUUUGUUCUUCUAGCUGUGUUAUUUUAAACUCGUCUUCCGGCUUUUGUGGAUGAGCUGGCCCUGUCAUCGUCGUCACCUUUCCUCGUGCGAAUUCGCAAAAAAAGAAAAACGAGCGCGGAACUAUCCCCCUGCGGCGUAAACCUCAAGGCCGAGUGGACUGCAGGAAGUGCUCUGGACUCAUCGGCGUCGAUACUGGGAAGCCCGCAACGCCGCCUGGUAUAAAUAUCUCGAGUGGCUCGCAUGAGAGGCGUCAGUGCUCUUCGGUCGUCCAUAAGUGGUAAACGCUGUAAAGCCCGACAGCCCACGGUUUAGGUUGAAUCAGGCUAGUCUCGGAGGCCUUGCUGAAGACGACGCCGGAUUUCCAAAGCAGAGAGGUCGUGCCUAUGGACUAAUUAUUCGAAGAACAUUGUAUAACAGAGCUGAAGGGUGGUAAGUGGCCAGCUUUCACGCAGUUCACCGAGGAAAGCUGAGCUCAUCUUAGUCACCAGAAGAAAAUCCACGAGUGAUUGACGCCAACUAAGGAGCUUAGUCCCACUUGCCUGAAGGAAGAGGGACAUCGGACGCUUUCAACUCAACACGCAUAUUUCUGAAGGGAUCCAAACAGGCCGCCAGCGCGCAAGUCAUAUCGACAACAGACCCAAUGGAUUGCGCGUGGUGACGUUGUGCGUCCCGCUCUGUGUCGUCAAGAGUCGUAGCCGCCGGCACUUGCAACCCGAGUAAGCUGUAAGCACGCAACCAGGGGUACACGAUGCUGAACAUCGUGGCAAGCACGUUUUCGGCCGUGUCCAGCGCCACGUCGGCCUUUUCGUGGAAGUACGUGAUGCUGCUAACUGUCACCACGGCCACUCAACGCGUGCUACUUGCCACCAUCGUGGUGGCCGGCUUCGUGGUCGUGAGCCAGGCCCUGCUGCGCUUCUACCGGCUCUGGAAGGCGCUGAGGCCCAUGGCGGGACCCCCGGACUGGUUCCCGCCUCUAUUCAACGUCAAUUGUCUCAGGGCCGCGGCCCGUUACCGGGACAUCUUCAACACUUCCACAGGGCUGUUCAGCCUGCUCGUGGGCCUGACAUACUUCUUCGAGCGGGAGCGGGUGUUCAAGACCUACCUGGGGUUCCAGCCCGUCGUCGUGCUCUUCAAGCCGGAAGCGGUUGAGUCUGUACUCAACUGUUCGACGAACCUGAAGAAGCCUAUCCUGUACUCGCUGCUCCAUGCUUGGCUGGGAACCGGUCUUCUCACCAGUUCCGGCUCCAAGUGGAAGUCGCGGCGGAAGAUGCUGACGCCGGCGUUCCACUUUCGAAUACUCGAAGACUUCCUGCCUAUCAUGAACGAGCAAGGAGAGAUCUUCGCGCAGGCGCUGCAGCACCAGACACAUGGUGUGAUCGACAUCACCAAGUUCGUCACUGCCUGCACUCUCGACAUUAUUUGCGAGACUGCCAUGGGAGUCAAGGUGAACGCGCAGACGAACCCGACCUCUACGUACGUGAGCAACAUCUACAGAGUGGGCAGCAACUUCAUCAACCGCGCCGUGCGGCCGUGGCUGUGGCUGGACUCUCUUUACCGGCUAACGAGGAACGGACGUCUCUACCACCACGACAUAAGCGCCAUCCACACAUUCACCAAGAAGGUGAUACGUGAACGGAAAGACGUCAAGCUCGCCGAGAAGCGGCUCAUAACGGACUCCAGCGACGAACUCAAGAAGCGGCCAAUGUUCCUGGAUGUCCUGCUUGACCACCACAUAAACGAGAACAGCAUCUCUGAAGAGGACAUCCGCGAAGAGGUGGACACCUUCAUGUUCGAGGGACACGACACGACGUCAGCAGCCAUAUCUUGGUGCAUCUACUUGCUGGGCCACAGUCUAGAAGCACAGAAGAAGGUACAGGACGAGAUGGACCUCAUAUUCGCCUGCGACCGAGACCGCUAUGCCACCGUAGCUGAUCUCAAGGACAUGAAGUUCCUAGAAUGCUGCAUCAAGGAGAGUCUUCGAUUGUUUCCUUCAGUGCCUAUAAUCGGCCGAGAGAUAUACAAAGAGUUCUGCAUAAACGGUCGAGUGGUGCCGGAAGGCUCGAUCGUGAUCAUCUUCUCGUACAUGCUUCAUCGAGAUCCGAAGACCUUCCCGCAACCGGAAGAGUUUCGGCCUGAGCGCUUCCUGCCGGAGAACACCGUGGGAAGGCAUCCAUUUGCCUAUGUGCCGUUUUCCGCUGGACCUCGGAAUUGCAUUGGCCAGCGGUUCGCGCUCAUGGAAGAGAAGAUUGUGCUGUCCAACUUGUUCCGGCGGUUCAGCGUACGCUCGCUAGUGCCCCGCGACCAACUGCAGCUGGCUGGCGAGCUCGUGCUUCGAAACAAGACUGGCAUCGAAGUCACGCUAUCACCCCGACAAAACACCCACGCCGUGGAGAAACAUGGAUAGAGACAGAACAGUUAUCACCCUGCCUUCAUCAUCGCGCUUUUUUUUUCUUUUCAUGUUUUAGAUCUGUACAGAAUUAUGCGUCCUAACUGUGUGUGUAUGGCGGAAGGCAAGAGCCUGGGCACAAGUUUAUUCAUGUACUCAUAGGUCUGUGAUGUUGCGCAGCAGCGGGCUGAUGCGCAUGCGCGGUGUGGGUGUCAGAAACCCACAGUUAGAACCAAACGCACCGUGCAAGCGCUGAAAUGUCCACUGUUAUGUUAUGUGCUCAAAGUGAUGGAGUCAAAACGACUGAGCGAUUAAUAAGGGCGCGAUCCUAGUUGCGCACUUCAGUUUCAGACAUGCGUCCAGAGACAUGACUAUUUCUUCAGGAGAACAUUUUUGAAAGCGCCCUGGCCAACGAUCAGGGAUCCCGCGCAUGAUCAGGCGUGACGAAGUCCACUCAUGUUACUGCUGAUUUGCAACUUUCGAUCUUUCACACCCAUUCACCCUUUCUCAGUGCAAGGUAACGAACCGCGCUCUAGUCUGGUUAAUCUCCUUGCCUUUCCCUUAUCACUCCUCUCUCUCUCUCUCUCACUCUCUCUCUCUCUCUCUCUCUCUACGGAGGAGCGGCAGCGCAAAUAUUUUGCUCGGCGCAACAAAGUUAGGCUCGAGGCAACUUGUACCUCAGUGAAGAUAGUAUGAACCAUUUCUGUUGAAAGUUUAAGCGCCACUCCACGGUUGACUACAGCUCUUUGUGGAUCAUGCAAUCCCUCUGCUGUAAACGCUUUUGCCGUUCAAGUACAUGCACAAUAAGAAUGGCUCUCCUUCUAUAUUUUUGCGUGCGAGAAAAGCUUCACCACACUGACGCAUGAGCGAUAACAUGCGGAGUGACGUUUAAGUUUCUGACACAGUCACAUACUCCUUCUAAAACCCUAUAUACCAUACUAAAAUCCGAAAGGGGGCUGAUAGGUGGAGUGGCUGUCAGACGCCCACAAUUAGAACCAAACGCGCGGUGCAAGCGCUCAAAUGUCCAAGCGCAAGUUCUGUACUCAAAGUGAUGCAGUGGUGUUCCAGAAAGCCUAUACACCAUUCUGAAGUACUCGCUGAUGAAUGAAGCAGUAAAUACGAGACAAACGGAGAAGGCGGCAAAGCCAAGGCUUAGUUCAGAGGACUAAAACCUCUGAGAUAACUCUAGCGCUAAGUUUUCAAAGGUGGGCUCUGAAGUGUCAGUUGUCUGUACCCAAACCUACGUGCAUCAGAAGCCAACGCGUUCUGCACGAGUCCUCACUGAAAGGAAAGGAUGUUGGAAAUUGUUGUGCAGGACAUCCGCAUAAUUAUGGUUAAUCACAAUCGGAAGGAGAGCAAAAGUUGCGUUCUGGAAGAUUCGCACACUUGUCUCUAUUCACCAGGGAGCCCAAGCCUUCAAAACGAGGCUCCAAGUAUUAGGAGAGAGUACUAUGUGAAUGACAGACAGCUAUAGACUACCACAAAUUCAGGCUCUAUAUUGUAAUAGAGUAGAAAUGGAAAAUGCUGGAAGAAAGAA